GACAAAUCAAUCGCACCCAUUAAAAAAACCCUCAAAAUGGCGACGUAAGAAACUGGCUCAGUCGGAAGUGGCACUGUGUUACGGGAAUAACAAUAAUAAAGAAUAAAACAGUGUAAACCUAAUGUUGGAAUGGAGCAGAUACACAAAGAUGCUCUGCGCCGGACGCGGGUGGCUCUGGUAAAAGACUUGGAUGUGGACGUGAUUUGUGACGAAGUCUUGACCCAUGAUAUUUUCACACAACUGAUGAUGGAAUACAUUAUGGCAGAGCGAACGCGCAUUGACAAAGUACGCCGUCUCUUGGAUGAUCUGGUCAGGAGGGGACCGAAUGCUUAUCGUGCAUUUAUUCAAGUUCUCAAUGCAACUGGAUACAAGUUCUUAGCAGAUAAAAUUCUUCAGAAUGAGGACAUUGUUCGGAGAGAGAAAGAACCAAAUACUUCAUUUCCAGUACAAGCAACUAAUGAAAUAUUUUCAGAAAUUCAUCCCUCUAGCAUUAGUAGUGGAUUCACAACUUCUAACUUAAACAACAAUGCCAGAAACUCAUUGAUUGGGCCAGUAAAUAAUAACAUGCAACAAAAUCCUGUGUCUUUAGGAUCAUCAGAAUCAAACCUAAGUUCCAACUUGUCUUCUGUGAGUCAGUCUUGCUCAGAACCUAAUUCCAAGACAGGAGUGGGUGGUUUAACUGUUCAUGAAAUGGCAUCAACAUUGUCCACUCCCAGUGAAUCCACCGAUGAUGACACGCUGGAUCUUUUAUCAGGGUCACUAAAUCCAACAAGCAUGGAUGUGGAUGACGAUGUCGAUUCUAGAACUGAAGAACUUCUCCUGAGAGACACAGGCAACGAACAUGGUCACCCGAGUAUCUCAGAGGGAUACCCCGUUCAGCCGACAGACACAAGCCACACUGCAUACAAUUUUGACCCACCAUUUACAAUGAUGAGCUUUUAUGAACAGAGUAAAAGUCUUGAUAAGUGUUACAUGAUGGAGUCGACCCCUAGAGGCAUUGUUCUCAUAAUCAAUAAUAAAGAUUUUGGGCAAAACCAUAAAGAACGCACUGGGACUGAAUAUGACUGCCAGAAACUAACAGAGCUGUUUAGAAAUCUAAGCUUUCAAGUGUUAGAGAAGGAGAACUUGACAGCAAUGGAAAUGAAAGAAGAACUUAAAGCUUUUACGCAAAACAGGCAGCUACAAGCUGUAGACUGUCUGGUUCUAGCUGUUUUGUCUCAUGGAAACAGUGACAAGAUAAUAUGUGGAAUAGAUAGUGAAGGAAUAGAUAUUUAUGAACAUGUAUUCCCCCUCUUUUCAGCCAAAAACUGUCGUAUGAUGCGUGGCAAACCAAAGAUGUUUAUUUUCAAUGCAUGUAGAGGAGUCAAGAAUGGAGAGUCAUUUGAUACCUUCAGACCACAGACAAGUCGAACAACCAUACCUGAAAAAGAUCAGCUCCAGAGAGAUGGACCAAAUAUCGAGCCAUCCGACAGUCAAGUAUUAGAUAUGCAGGACCUUCUGUUGUGCUUCUCCACGUUUCCAGGAUACACUUCUUACAGAGACCCAAACCAAGGAAGCUGGUUUAUUCAGGAGUUUGUCAGUGUGUUUCAGGAACAGUGCAGCACUGAGCACGUCAUGGACAUGUUGACUGAAAUUAAUAGAAGAGUCUCACAGAAAAAACAUUCUGAUCAGGCAGCAGAAAUGUGUGUCCAGAUGCCAUUCCCGUCUAGCUCACUGACAAAGAAGUGGUACAUCAAUCCUCUCUAGCUCGGGAGACAAACUUUGGAUUCUUAUUAAGUUGUUGUUUGAAUACCAUAUAUUUUAAUGGUAUUGCUCCAUCAUUACGUUUACAAGCGUGAUUAGAAAAUGUUGGACAAGAUGGAUGGAGAUUAUUUUAAAAUAUUGUCACUGUAUGAUUAUUUUUACAUCUUAUUUUUACACUAAAUCAUAUGAAUAAUCUUGUAAGUAUAUUUUAAAAAGAUCAUGCAUAAAGGUGUAUUCUUUCAAAGACAUGCUGUUUCUGCAUCAGUAUGUUACAUAAAUCACAUUUUCCAGUAUAUGUUAAGACAAGAGGAACUUGUAAAAAUUUCAUCCUUUCAGAAUCUCCUGGUUUUAGGGUAGUUGUCAAGAUUUACAGGACAUUUACUUUUCAUUUUCAUGAAGACAUUUGUGGAGUGAAAGAUUUGUUUGAAGUACAGAUGUACCUGUGUAUCACAGUCAUUUCAUGUACUGUACAUAAAUAAGAUAUAAAUAUAGAAAAUGCCAGUACUGAGUAUGUAUGCAUACUAAAUGUUAAAAAUAUGCAAAACAUUACAUUGCUAUUUUCAACUGAUUGAAUACUGCAUAGGUAAUAUAAUUGUGAUUUUUAACCCAUUGUGCAUUGGAUUCACAUAACAUUUUCUAUUUAUGGAUGUUAGAAUACUUGUAGCAUCAGGCCGGGAUUUUUCAAAAUGAACUUUAGUCGAAACUUGGACUAAAGUCUAAGAUUAAGUUUACUCAAAUUUUGACUGCUCAAAUAGAGAAAAACUCAAACUUGAAGUUUGAGGUUUUGUUGUCAAGAAAUCCAAGUCAGAUCCAUAUAUGUGAUGUGAAUUGCAAUGUGAAAUGGAAAAUGACAUGCAUGUACUUCCAACAAAAUAAUGAGUCUACCACUUAUUUUAGUUGAUUAGAAUAAAGCAGUAUGUGGUGGUCAUACAGGGGGAAUUAUAUAAUUUGUAAAAUACACAUAUACCCCAUUCAAUGAAGAAUUUCCAUUGAAUUCAUAUUGUAAAUUCUUAUGUUCACUGGAAUUUGUACAUCAGCCUUUCCAUGCAGCAUUGCAAUUUAUUUCCGUCAUUUGAAGAAUGAAUUUAAUUUCAAAAAUACAUGAGGGCAUGAACUGCAAUGCUUUACGCCAGCAUGCUUUGUGAAGAUAGGCUUCAUGAAGAUUGUUAGAGCAUUAUGAAAAGUAUGCUGGCAUGAAGUGUUGCUAUUCAUACCCAUGUAUUUUCAAAAAAGAAAUUUUAUUUUUUAUAUUUACAUUUCUUUUCAUUUUUGUUGGAAUAUUCCCAGCUGUUAAAAUAGUUGUAUUAUGCUUUUCAAGAUUCAUACUCACCUCAUUCACAUUCAUAAGGAAAUGACUAUCAUUACAUUGGCAAUGUAAAUACUGUAUAUACAAUUUGAACACAAAGCAAAUUCAAAUACAUGUAUGCAUUUAAUAUACAUGUAAAUCCCGCAUUUUAAUAUGUACAUAUUGUUGUAGGGAAAUGUUCGCUAGCCAUGGGUUUACGAUUCACUCUUAUAGCUUAAACUGAAAUUCUCUUGUGUAAUGCAUUCUACAGUUGUGUAUCAAUGAGUAAAAUUCGUAUAUUUUUCCUUUUAACGACACUUGCUACAAACUUUUUCCAAAAAUAAUGAAAAUGAGAACUAUUAUAUUAUUAUUAAUUCAAUAACUGAAUGGAAUGUAAUUUAUUUGUAUGAUUUCUGAAUUACGUCCAAAACAGUGGGAAAAUCUGUCUAGAGUUAUAUAGGGAGAGGUAAUACACUUCCACUUUUGAACAUUAUAUAGAAAAGUUUCAGGUCCCUUAUUUUGAAGGAAUUUUAUACACCAUUUGUGUUUUAUUACAACCAAACUAAGCCAUAAAAUAUAUAUCAAUCCAUGGUAUGCAUCCAUUUUUUUUAGUUUGUAUCAAGUGUCCAUAAAAAUAUUAUUCGUUAUCUUCAUGUAACUCAAAUAAAAAAUUUAAACAGUUUUAAAGAAAUCGUACCUAAUUUAGAGCAGUUCUGCAAUUACAUGUAUAUAAAUAACCCUUCCUAUGAAUUAGAUUGACAACAGAAGCACAAGUUUUUAUGUGCAUCUUCAAAUUUUUUAUUUAAAAAAAAAAUAACCCCAACUAAAUAACUAUUAACUAUGCUCUGAUUCUAAAAUGUGUCGAUAUCUUACUACACAUGCCCUGGCAGCAAAUUCAAGUCAUUGUUCUCGGUUUCUAAAUAAAAGAAUAUCAAACAUGA
Molecule: messenger RNA, 3969 nt
Organism: Ostrea edulis (European flat oyster)
Lineage: Eukaryota; Metazoa; Mollusca; Bivalvia; Ostreida; Ostreidae
Product: caspase-2-like
Exons: 10
Coding region: 130-1746 (538 amino acids)
Biological process (GO): proteolysis; regulation of apoptotic process
Molecular function (GO): cysteine-type endopeptidase activity
Source: RefSeq, a predicted model, not a curated record